UAAUCUCGGAACCCAGAACCAAAUGUUGCAUACUCUAUUAUUUCAGCUGACCUACUUCACUGUCCCAGACCAUUCUCUAAGUAUAUUUUAUUUAUUUAACCUUUAUUUAACUAUGGGAACCCCAAUUACGGCCGGAUGUGAUACAGCCUGGAUUCAAACCAGGAACUGUAGGGAACUGAAGCUUCUUUCAUUGAGAUCCAGUGCCUUAGACCACUGCGACACUCUGGACCCCUACUGCUAUGUUUACAUAUUGACCCCAGCAUGCUUUGCAUGUGUGGAGGAAUAACGCAAAACCAAGUAUCUCUUGCAUCCAUUUAACAAAUUCUUCUUUGUAGUUCCAUUUUGUUUGCAUGUGGGAGCCAUGUUGAUUCAGUAGAUAAGUUCCCAAAUGGGAGUGAGAUAGUCAUCUUAUCAAAUACCAGAAACUACCAUCUGUAAUCGAGUGGUCGUUGAUUUCAAAAGAACCUUUGUGGUACACCUGUGGUUUAUGCAAGAACCACAGGUGGCCGUGGCACCUUUAAUUGAGGAGGACGGGCUCAUAGUAAUGACUGGAAUGGAAUAUCUGGAAUGGUGUCAAACGGCAAACAUAUGGUUUCUUUGUGUUUGAUACCAUUCCCUCUAUUACAGCUUUUAUUAUGAGCCAUCCUCCCCUCAGCAGCCUCCUGUGGCAAGAACUCUAUUAGUUGUUUUGGCUCCAAAUCACAUUUUAUACGUCACAUACAGAUUACUGCAGGUAUAAAGGUGUUGUGAAAUGCUUGUGGGAGCUCCCUCAGCAGUUCAGGACAUUAUCAGUUAAUGACGACAAAAACAGUCAAGUUAUAAAUAAGUCAUAGAAGUAAGAGGUAGUAUUCAUGGUAAUAAUGGACUAUUGGUAUUUACAAAUAUAAAGUGGGUAGUGUCUUGGUCACGCAGUGGAAUAACGUUAAAUUGUAUUCUGUUGGACUUCUUGAGAACCCGAGAGCCCAUGCUUCAUUUCUUCAGUCGCCUGAGGUCUUAGGGGCGCUGUUACCUUCAACACCGCGGUGGUGGUGUGACUGGACCAUACCCGGUCAUCUGUGACGUGCACACCAAGGAACUUGAAGCCUUUGAACCUCUCCACUGCAGCCCUUCACCCCGUUUCCUGUAGUCCACCAUCAACUCCUUGGUUUUACUGUCAUUGAGACCGAGGCUGUUUUCCUCGCACCUCUCUGCCAGGACUCUUGACCACCUCCCUGUAGGCUGUUACGUCUGUGUCCGUGUGUCCAUAUUCAAAUGAGAGCCAGACGUUGCCUGCACAGGUGUUAAGAUCAAAUGCUGUGUCCGCAGUUGGUUUGUUCUCACUCCUUUUGAAUAUCUAAAACGGUAACCAGAACAAAGAAGUCUGAAUCGUUCCAGUCGAAGGAUGGGCAGGAUUCAACACCUGAUAUUAUGGGCUGUGUUGGUGGUGUGUUGUGUAGCUGAGAGACAGUACUUCUUCCAGUCCAACUCCUCCACUUGGGAACAGGCCAGGCUACACUGCCAGGUGUGCUACAAGGAGAUGGUGAGCCUGACCCCUGAAAACAUCCAGCAACUUGCCCAGAACCUGACCUCUUCUUACUGGAUCGGCCUCCGCAAAACCAUGAACAACGGCUCCUUCCCCUGGUCCCGCUGGUCCAAUGGAAACCCCCUCGCCUUCCAGAACUGGUACCCCGGUCGCCCCAUACUCUCCAAGCCCAAGAAUCCUGUGAACAUCUUUAACAACUACUAUUCCACCCCCCCCAAUUACUGUGGGUGUUGCUGCACCAAUAACAGCAACUCUACCAGUGUUCCCCCAGUAACUACUGUUAAUAGUAGCUACCAUGGUACGGACUUCACAGAAAAGGUAAACAUGACUGCAUCGUCAACGAAGACACCAGCCGUGACAAAGAUGACGUCUGUCAUGACGGGAUCAACGUUCUUUCCUGGAGUUACUGGUGGCAUCAAUGGCACCAAUAUGACUAGUGGGAACAAUGGGACGAAUGAAACUGAGACAGACGUGUACAUUGAGGAGCCUUGCAUAGCCAUGCUCAGUUUUGGACUUUGGUUCGAUAAAAUCUGCUCAGAGCUUCUUCCUUAUAUCUGCUAUGAAGACCGUUUCUACGGUAAUGCCACCAUGACCAACAAGAAACUACACAGCGCGACUCUGAGCUGGACCCGUGGGCCUGGUGACAUCAGCGGAUACAGGAUGGAGGUCAAGUCCACUGACUACAACCUGACCCUAAACCACAGCAGUCUGAACCAGACCUAUGACCUUUCUAGCCUCACCGCCGGAACCCAGUACAGAGUCCAGGUGUUCCCCAUUAAGUGUGGAAGAGACCUCAAUCCACAGAACGUCUCCUUCUACACCAAGCCUGGCGUGAUCCAAAAACUCAAUGUCGCCAAUGUCUCAGAAACAAGCAUCUUUCUGACCUGGUUCGCUCCUGAGGGCAACCGUGACUUGUACACCAUUCAGGUGAGGGGUGAACCCGACCUGAAAAUGACCACACGCACAGAGAGCGCCCUGGUCAAAGGCCUGAUACCAGGAGGGUUGUACAUGUUUGAGGUCAAUGCCGAGGUGGAGGACAAGUCCAUUGAGGGAGAUCGGCUGGAUAUCCCCUCCUACACCAAACCAGGAAUGGUGUCAAACUUAAAGCCGGGUGCUCUUACUAAUAACAGUGUCGAAUUCCAAUGGGAACGGCCGACAGGUAACACCUCUGGGUACAGAGCGCACGCCUGGAGAGAAGAAAACGGAACGGUUGUCAUAUUCUGGAAGAAUCUGAAAAACACGACUCUGACGGUGGGGAACCAGUUGCCAGGUGCCAAGAUCUGGCUGAGCGUUGUGGCACUGGUGCCCGAUGGAUCGGUUGAGGGAGAACCCAGCCAAGCGAUUGGCCGCACCACUCCAGGUGAAGUUGCAAACUUACUGCUGGACAUUACUGAGGACACCAUCACAGUGUACUGGACACCUCCUCAGGGAAACUACGAGACAUUCAGUGUUCAGCUCAAGCUAAACUCUUCUAACGAGGAAGUGGAAACAGAGAAUACAACUAAAAGUCAACUCUCAUUCACAAACCUAAAGGCAGGAGCUGAAUAUUUAGUGACAGUCACCACUCUGAAUGGGUAUCUCAAGAGUUACCCAAUUUCCACUGCGAAUUUCACUCUUCCUCUCCCACCGCAAUCAGCCCAAAUCGAUUUCUUCAAUAAGAGUCAUGUCACCCUGUCAUGGAAAGCCCCCGUGGCAUCCCAAGGUGUACAAAUAAUGUACCUGGUGAAAUACAUAACUGAAUUCUGGAAUGAUACGCAGACGUACAAGACGCACACAACCAACUACACAUUUCAUGAGUUGCAUGCUGGGACCAAUUACACCUUCGAAGUACGAGUGAAGGCGGGAACCCAGGAAAGCCAGCCCGUCCAAACAUCACAGACCACAAGUGCUACGGUGAGAGUUCGAACUAUGACUAUGGCGUGUUCCUCCAGCGAACCUUCCAUCUGUGAGGAUAGUGGCACACGGACAGAGGUCCUGCAAAAUUUGAUUAGCCAUUUCCGCAAGUGGUUCAGCAAGAUGGAAAAUGAAACUUUGGUUGAUAAGGUGUUCUGGGAACUGGAGUGGCGAGGGGCAUAAUUACACACACAUACCACAUACCAUCUAUUCAAUAUAAUUUGUUAGUCAAGAUUAAGAUGAAUUGUAUUUUGAUAAUAAAAAAUUAAAAAUAGAUAAAUGAAGAGUUGGAUGUGUGCCAAGAAUGUAUGUGUUUUGAAUUUCUUGUCUAUCCUUGUUUUCAGGAAGUGAUGUAUGUUUUACAAAUGCAUUUUAGUAAGGUAUUUUCUCUGACCAAAUGACUGAAUAAAAGGCUGACUGUC
Molecule: messenger RNA, 3837 nt
Organism: Oncorhynchus keta (chum salmon)
Lineage: Eukaryota; Metazoa; Chordata; Actinopteri; Salmoniformes; Salmonidae
Product: receptor-type tyrosine-protein phosphatase eta-like
Exons: 13
Coding region: 1382-3598 (738 amino acids)
Molecular function (GO): protein binding
Source: RefSeq, a predicted model, not a curated record